Messenger RNA from Plasmodium malariae, 2781 nucleotides. RefSeq names its product conserved Plasmodium protein, unknown function. Lineage: Eukaryota; Apicomplexa; Aconoidasida; Haemosporida; Plasmodiidae. Bases 1 to 2781 code for a protein of 926 amino acids. The transcript has 2 exons. The record is from RefSeq and is a predicted model, not a curated record.
AUGAUAAUGAAUGCUUUUUCUUUUUCAACCUCAUUAAGGCAUAGUAAAAUACUUCGAAUUUUGAAAAAUGAAAAAAGCUACUUCUGUAGUAUGGCCAAAAAAAAGUUUGGUGAACUUCAUCAACCAAGAACACGAUGUGAAAAAAAAAAUCAUUUAGAAAUCAUUGAUCAAGUGUAUUUUGAUAUGAUGGAUGCUAUGAAAGAAAAGAGCAUAUUAGAAAAGGAAGAAUAUAGAAAUAUGGAUAGAAAUAUUUCUGAGAUUAUUUUAAAUCAUAACAUUUCGGAAAAGAACCAAGUAAUUAAGAACAUAAUGAGAUACUGCAUCGAGUUAAACAAGAAAAGGGGUAAAAAGGAAGAAGCAGAGGAAGAGGCUGCAGAUGAAGAAGAGGAUAACAAAUACAGGAAGAAAAAAAGAAAAAAUGUGGAGGAGUUAAAUAAUAGGUAUGAUCCACAAGGAGACAUUUUAAAUUUAAUAAAAAGUAACGUAAAAGAAUAUAGCAGUCAAUUCAAUUCUUGUGAAAUAGGUAUAAUUUUGAAAUGCUUUCUAAAAAUAAAAAUGAACGAUUUACAUAUUAUACAUAUAUUAUUACACCAUUUUUUUAAAAGAAAUAUGAAAUUUUCUCAAUAUGGAACGUUGUAUGUGUUAAACUCUUUUUCUAAGUUGAGCUUACUACCACAGAAUGAAACUAAUUUUAAAUUACUCUGUUCAGAUAUUUUACAAAAGUUAAAUAAUUUUGAAUUUAAAAACAUUUGUCUAAUAUGCAACUAUGCUUCAGCAUUGUAUAGAACUAAUAAAGUAUAUAUAAAGAACUUUAUUGAGAAAAUAUGUAAAUUUCUCAUAAAUGACUAUAGCAUAAGUAGUAAUGAUGAUGUAUGGUCUACGGAUUCUAUUCAUUAUAUUGCUAAUGCUUGUGCUAGAGUUAAUUAUUUAAACAAAGAAUUAUUUCUUUUUUUAAAACAUAAAAUUGAAAAGAAAAUAGCAUUUUUUUCACUAGAUCAAUUAGUUUCUUUAACUAAUGCAUAUAGCAAAUUUAAAAAUGCAGAAGAAGCAAACUUUUUAUCCUUAUACAUUUUAAUAGCAGAUGAAAUAAUUAAAAAAUCAUAUUUAUUAAAAUCAAGACAUAUGAGCGUUUUAGCAAACUCUUUUAAUAAUGCAUGCGUACUUCAUGAGAAACUUUUUUAUAUUAUUACAGAAUGUAGUUUAACACUUAUAAGUACAUUUGAGCCAAAACAGAUAGUCAUGAUUAUACAUGCUUAUGUAAAUAUAGGCUUACUAAAUAAUGUUUUACUAGACUCUAUAUGGAACACUGCAUUAGUGUAUAUAGACGAAUAUCAUAUCCAAGAAUUGUCCAUGUUACUACAGGCAUAUACUAAAAGUUCACAACAUAGACAAAAUUUUUUCAAUAAAUUAUGUCAGCGAAUUUAUAUUUUUAUUACUUCUACGUAUCCUUUUGUGGGAACAAAUGAGAAGAAUUUAGAAUAUACAUACGAAAAGUAUAUUAAGUCGAUGAAUAUAUUAAAACAUAAGUACAAAAUAUUGUCAACAAGUGUAACAUUAGAUGAUUGUUCCUUACUUCUCUAUGUGAUAUAUAAUCAUCAAAAUUAUUGCAUUUACGUUAAUGAUACAAUCUUAAAGUGUCAAGAGAAAAAGCAGCAUUAUCGCAUUUGUUUAAACUAUAAUAACAAUAAAGAGGAGGAAAAAAAAUACCUUGCUGCUUCUAACGAUAUAGCAAAAAAUGAGGAACAUUGCACCGACAAAAGGGAACAUAGCAUAAUAGACCAUAUAUCGUAUCAAAACGGAUAUGAUACAGAUGAAAUAUCCUUAAAAAUGCAUUCGUCUGAAAAUAUUUCUAACUCUCUUAAUAAUAUCGGUACAAAUAGCAAUAACGAAAUUUUUACUGCACAAGGAGAUGAGAAAAAGGACGAUGCACGCAGUGAAAUAAGGCAUGUUAUGUCAUCUGGCAAGGUUAACCGCGUUCCCUAUUCUAAUAAGAGCGAAAAUGGUAACACAGGAAAUAGCGACUCUACAGGUAGCAACAUUUGUGGAAAUACCGAUCCCAUCGAAAGCCAAAUGAAUUACAUGCAGCAUGUUGAAUACUACUCUAACGAUAUUGAUAAAGCAGGGGAAUAUUUAAUAAAAUAUUUGAGCAAAGAUAUUAAUUCCACCUUACUAUGCUCAAUAAUAUAUUCUCUCAUUAAAGGAAACUGUUUAUUACAAUAUGAUCUACUAAUAUGUUUAUCUAAACUAACUAUUAUUUUUCUUAAACAGUUCAAAAGUUCAGAACUUGCCAAUAUAUGUACAGCUUUGUCUGAAGCUUAUAUAUUCGCAUCUGAUGAAAAUAAUAGACAAAAUGAAUUAAUAUCAAAAAAUCAAAAAAAAGAAAAUAGGAACAUUUCAAAUUUAAAGCAAGUUAAAAGUAUAGGAGUUAGUAAUUCUAAUAAGAGUGAAACAUAUGAUGAAAAGUUAUACUUUUCAUCAAAACAAUAUUUAAUUACAUGUAAAUUAUUUUUUGAUAUGGUAGAAUCCUAUUUGAAGGAAAAAGAACAUUCUUUCACUGACGUUUAUAGUACCUAUAAAUUUAUCACUUCUUUUGGUGCAUUAAGAAUGAUUAAAUAUUCCUCAGUUGCAUUGCAUUUAUUUAAAUUGUCAAUACUGGAAAUUAAAAAUUUAUCUUAUUUGCCUCUACAAAAAAUAGCAAAUGCUUUUAUGCAGAUGAAUGUCUACAACGAGGAUGUGUACGCAUUUAUAAAGAAGUUACAAAAGAUGAAAAAAAACAAAUAA